Penicillium riverlandense is the source of this 1440-nucleotide messenger RNA. Its product is annotated as annexin. NCBI's taxonomy places the organism in Eukaryota, Fungi, Ascomycota, Eurotiomycetes, Eurotiales, Aspergillaceae. Bases 1 to 1440 code for a protein of 479 amino acids. The record is from RefSeq and is a predicted model, not a curated record. Gene Ontology annotation, cellular component: cytoplasm. Gene Ontology annotation, molecular function: calcium ion binding; calcium-dependent phospholipid binding. The transcript is spliced from 2 exons.
AUGUCGUACUAUCCUCCUCCUCAGUCUCAAUAUCCGCCCCACGGCCAGCCUCCGGGCCCUCCGCCGCCUCAGGGCUACCAGCAACCGCCUGCUUACGGGCAGCAGCCGCCCUAUGGACAACAACCUCCGUAUGGACAACAACCUCCUUAUGGACAGCAGCCAUAUGGCGCUCCUCCACCUCCUCAAGGCCAUUAUCCUCCUCAGCCCGGCUACCCACCACAGCAGGGCUACCCGCAACAGCCAUACGGCCAACAGCCCUACCCCGGUGCGCCGUCGCCUCAGCCACCAGCGGGAUACCAGCACACGCCCUCGCCGCAACCUCCCUACGGCCAACCUCAUGGCUAUGCCCCUCCGCCUGGCGGUCCUCCGGGCCAACCACCUCACGGCUAUGCCCCUCCGCCCGGUGGUGCUCCGGGCCACCCACCUCCUGGCCCAUAUGGCGCCCCUCCGCCUGGAGGCGCGUACCCGCCGCAGCCCCAGGUGCCGUCCCUCGGCUAUGACCCGCAAGCCAAGGCGCAAGGCGAUUUCCGGCGCCAAGCAGAUGAGCUGCGCAAGGCGAUGAAGGGCUUCGGAACGGACGAGAAGGCUCUGAUCUCGGUGCUUUCGCGCCUGGACCCGCUCCAGAUGGCUGCCGUGCGCUCUACCUACACCCAGACGCACCAUCGCGACCUGUACAAGGAUAUCAAAUCCGAGACGGGCGGGCACUUCGAACAGGGGCUGCUGGCUAUUGUCGAUGGCCCGCUUGAGCAUGAUGUCGAGUGCGCGCGCGAGUCGGUCAAGGGCAUGGGUACAAAGGAGUGGCUUAUGAAUGACGUGCUCCUAGGCCGGACUAAUGCAGACCUCAACGCCAUCAAGACAGCCUAUGAGCGCAAAUACCACCGUUCGCUAGCGCGGGAUAUCGAGGACGAUCUCUCCUUCAAGACGGCCGAGCUCUUCGCAGCUGUUCUACACGCUACCCGCCACGACGAGUUUGCCCCGAUUAACCCGCAAGCCAUUGAAUCCGAGGCCCGCGCCCUGCACGACGCUACCUCGGGUCGCGCGGUCAACAACGUCUCCGAGUUCUGCGCCGUCUUCGCACGUGUCUCAGACGCGGAGAUGCGUGCUAUCGACCAGGCAUUCCAGGCUCGCUACCAUACCUCGCUGGAGAGACAUAUUGAAAAGUCCUUCUCGGGCCAUAUGCAAGAGGCUCUUCUGCACAUGCUCCGCACGGCUACGGAUCCGGCUAUGCGCGAUGCGAUCCUGCUUGAUGAAUGCGUUCGCGGCCCAGGAACGAGGGAUGAGCGUCUUGUCGUUCGUGUUGUGCGUAUCCACUGGAACCGCGCGCAUCUGGACCAGGUGAAGCGCGCUUAUAAGCAUAAGUACAAAACGGACCUUGUCGCUCGCGUGCGUGGGGAGACCGACGGGGACUACCAGCGCCUGAUGGUUGCUCUGCUUGAGUAA